GAAUGAAAGUACUUAUUUUGCAAUCAUCCGCCAUCUUCUUUUGUGAUUAAGAAUCCCAGAACAGAAACAAACACAACAAUGGCGCCUGUCAGCAUCCUGUGAAGUAUACUCUUUCCUACCUAGUCCCACCAUCACUGGAUGCCUUAUUAAUCUGAAGAAGGAUACAUUUUCAUACUCAUAUAAAAAACCCCCCUUUUUCUCUCUCUCACGCAUAUACCAUACCAGAUUACAAGCACUACUGUUAUUUUUAUUGAAAAUGAUUCUCAAUUUCAUUCACAGUAGCUAGUAUUCAUCAUGAGUUGUCACCGUCAUCAAUAAAAAAAAACCCAUCAUUUUUUCUAGUUGCAGAAAUUGUUGUCUACCACCACUUACAAAUUCACUAUUCUCUGAUAAGAAUUCUUGGGUUUUAGAGAUAGAAUAUGACGGUGCCGGAAAGUCAAACACAAAGGCACCGUCCUCGCGGUGGAGGCGCCGUUACUCCAGUAGAAACUCCAACUAGACUCCGGGUACUCUUCCGAGUGGCUUCUGUUGCUUGUGGGAUACAGUUUGGGUGGGCCUUACAACUCUCUCUAUUAACUCCAUAUGUACAAGAACUAGGAAUUCCUCACGCGUGGUCGAGCAUCAUAUGGCUUUGUGGACCUUUAUCGGGUUUCCUCGUUCAGCCGCUGGCUGGACACAUGAGCGAUCGAUCUACAAGCAAGUAUGGUCGCCGCCGACCGUUUAUCGUCAUCGGAUGCGCGUCGAUCAUCUUGUCUGUACUUUUGAUCGGUUACGCGGCGGAUAUCGGAGGAUUACUUGGAGAUCGUGAGAAGAAGACGAGAGCCAUCAUCGUUUUCAUAAUAGGGUUUUGGCUGCUUGAUAUGGCAAACAAUGCUACUCAAGGUCCUUGUAGAGCUCUUCUUGCUGAUCUUACAGUGAAUGAUCACAGAAGAACACGAGUAGCAAAUGCAUACUACUCCCUGUUUAUGGCGAUUGGUAAUGUUCUUGGGUAUGCAACGGGAGCUUACAGUGGUUGGUACAAGGUUUUACCUUUCACCAUGAACUCUGCAUGCGACAUAAACUGUGCGAAUCUCAAGGCUGCUUUUCUUCUGGACGUUGUUUUCAUCAUCAUCACAACAUACAUAAGUGUGACAGCGAUUCACGAACAACCUGGGACAGCUCAUCAUGAUGAAGGUGGAGAGUCCCAGGAAGCUUUUUUCUGGGAAAUGUUUGGGACAUUCAAGUUCCUUCCGGGGCCCGUGUGGUUGAUCUUGUUUAUUGUGUCUCUGACUUGGAUCGGUUGGUUUCCUUUUAUUCUGUUUGACACUGAUUGGAUGGGUCGGGAGAUAUACCGUGGGGACCCCACUGGUGAUUUGAAAUAUAGUGAUGGAGUGAGAAUGGGUGCUUUUGGGCUGAUGUUGAAUUCGGUCAUCCUUGGAAUAACUUCGGUGUUUAUGGAGAAUCUUUGUAGGAGAUGGGGGUCUGGUUUCAUAUGGGGGGUCUCAAACAUUGUCAUGUUCCUCUGCUUUUUAGCAAUGCUUGUGCUUUCCUUUGUGGCAGCUCAAGCCGAAUAUGCAGCUGAUGGUUCCCCUCCAAAUGGAAUCGUCAUUGCUGCACUUGUUAUUUUUUCAAUUCUUGGCAUGCCCUUAGCUGUUACGUAUAGUGUCCCGUAUGCAUUGGUAUCCUCACGUAUCGAGUCACUAGGACUUGGUCAAGGGUUGUCGAUGGGUGUUCUAAACGUAGCCAUUGUCAUCCCACAGAUGUUGGUGUCUCUUGGAAGUGGACCAUGGGACCAGUUGUUUGGUGGGGGGAAUUCUCCAGCCUUUGCUAUCGCAGCAGUUGCAGCCUUUGCUAGUGGACUUGUAGCCAUCCUUGCUAUUCCACGAAAUAGGCCUGAAAAAUCUAAAAUCCGACAUUGAGAUACAUCCAUCCAUCCAUCCGCAUUCUUUUUUUUUGAUCAAAUUCAACUGAGUCAUAUCAAUAUCAUCUAUAUGUACGUAUUGUUGUUGUUGUAUUAUCUUUCCUCGUUUGUUUUGUUUUGUUUUUACAUAUAUCUAUAUCUAUAUUUUGUUUCGUAACAUGGAG
This is a messenger RNA of Lactuca virosa, 2064 nucleotides long. The record is from the annotation of a GenBank genome assembly. Lineage: Eukaryota; Viridiplantae; Streptophyta; Magnoliopsida; Asterales; Asteraceae.